UGUCACUGUCGAGCAUUGAAGCUGCCUCAUGAACAAGUCUCAACGACACUCAGCAGUUCAGCAACCCAUCUGUCCUCUAUCGGCCUAUAUCGUCGGUCUCUUGCCCUCUCCGCCUCCACCGGGUUUGGCACAGUUUCUAUUAUUGCGCCAACAUGUCGAUCCAACAGAACCAAGGAGUCGAGGCAGACCCCUUAACAGAUAGCAAGGAUAUCAAGGUAUUGGAUGAUGGAGUAAUGACUGUCUCUGCAGCUGGCAACAUUCGUCAGGUCUCUGCCAGCAUCGCUAUCGACGCUGUGGCGGAGAGACGACUGGUUUGGAAAUUUGACCUACGCAUCCUGCCUACUCUCGCAGUCAUGUAUCUAUUCAACUCUCUGGAUAAGUCGAACCUCGGUAAUGCGAAAACCGCCGGUCUCGAAGAUGAUCUGGGUCUGAAAGGAGAUCAAUACAACUUGAUUCUCUCAAUCUUCUUCAUCCCCUAUGUGCUUACAGCUCCUUUCCUCGGCAUCGCAGGCAAACGAUAUGGUCCGAGCCGAGUUCUCCCCAUCAUGAUGUUUUGCUUCGGUUUCUUCACUCUGAUGGUGGUUGCCGCAAAGAACUUUGGCGGUAUCCUCGCCCUUCGUUGGUUCCUCGGUAUGGCCGAAUCAGCAUUUUUCCCUUUGGUCAUCUAUUACCAGACCACAUUCUACCGACGUGGAGAGCUAGCUCGUCGACUAGCCAUCUUCUAUGCAGCUCAGUCAAUCGCGUCGGCUUUUGGUGGGCUUUUAUCCUACGGAGUCUUUCAAAUCAAGUCGGGUAGCCUGGCCGACUGGCGCUACCUCUUCAUUAUUGAGGGUAGCUGCUCCAUGCUGUUCGCCAUUUUCGCCUUUUGGUACCUCCCAUACGACGCACAGAGCGCCAAAUUCCUCACGGCAGAAGAAAAGCAACUCGCCUUUUACCGGAUCCAGGUUGAUUCUUCUUCAGUCGUUGGUGAGAAGUUCAAUUUCAGAUCUGCCGUCGCGAUCUUGAAGCACCCAACUAGCUGGAUCAUUCUCGGCAUUGAGAUUUGUCUGGGUGUUCCUUUACAAUCAGUUUCGCUCUUCUUACCCGUCAUCGUCAAACGCCUGGGUUAUUCAACGGUGAAGACCAACUUAUACACCGUCGCACCCAAUGUGUCGGGUGCAGCUAUGCUGCUCAUCUUGUCUUUUGCUUCAGACUUGACACGACUGCGAUUCCCUUUUGUCGCCCUGGGUUUUGCCUUUACUUUUAUCGGAUUCAUCAUCUACGCCACGGUCAACGUCACUUCACAACUGAACGUCGCCUAUUUUGCAUGUUUCAUGAUGACUUGGGGUACAAGCGCUCCCAGUGUGAUUCUAGAUGUUUGGUACAACAACAACAUUGCUGACGAAAACAAACGAAUGAUGCUGACAAGCAUUGGUGUCCCCGUGGCCAAUCUCAUGGGCGUUGUCUCCAGUAACGUCUUCCAGAACAAGGACGCACCCAAGUACUUCCCGGCCUUGAUCACAACUGCGGUGUUUGGCGCCUGUGGCUGCUUCUUGACACUGCUUCUGGGAGCGUGGAUGGUCAUUGACAACAAGAGACGUGACAAGAGGGAUGGAAGGACGGUGAAGGCUAUCGAUAUUCCCUCUGAGCUACUUGCAGAAGGUCCAGAAAGUGCUCAUUAUCGCUGGUUUUACUAAGGGUUGGAUUAUGGAAGACGAGCUUCUCGGGAAUCUAAAAGUCUGGGUGUAACUCAUUAUUGUCUUAAUCUGAGCGUAGUUAGUUUAAAUAUCUGGGAAUUCAUAGAGUAGAGUUUGAAAAGACCUUGUGGUAUAAUUGAUGCGUAACAUAAUUUUCAAGUUAAGAUAUUCGGUUUAAUUAUAUAAUACUGAUGCGGCGCUUGACACUA
This is a messenger RNA of Exophiala oligosperma, 1885 nucleotides long. RefSeq lists its product as uncharacterized. Gene Ontology annotation, biological process: transmembrane transport. NCBI's taxonomy places the organism in Eukaryota, Fungi, Ascomycota, Eurotiomycetes, Chaetothyriales, Herpotrichiellaceae. The transcript has a single exon. The record is from RefSeq and is a predicted model, not a curated record. Gene Ontology annotation, cellular component: membrane. The coding region runs from base 153 to 1676 and encodes 507 amino acids. Gene Ontology annotation, molecular function: transmembrane transporter activity.